AUGAAAAUCUUUUGCUGGAACUGUCGUGGGGUUGGAAAUCCCGCAACAGUUCAUGAAUUGAAGCAACUCCUUGUUGCAAAUGCUCUUAAUAUUGUUUUCCUGUGUGAAACCAAAAUUCAUUCUAAUGGGUUUUCUCGUAUUCGAUCUAUAUGUAAGAUGGAAGGUUGCAUGGCGAUUAACUCUAAGGGAAAAAGUGGUGGUAUUGCUUUGAUGUGGAAAGAGGGUGUGAAGGUUGAUGUGCAGAAUUUCUCUAAUCACCAUAUCGAUUCCCUAGUCACUGUGGAUGAGAAUGAGGUGAUUCGGUUUACUGGGUUCUAUGGUCAAGCGGACCCAAAUUUAAGGAGUCAGUCUUGGGAUAUGUUAAGAAGGGUUAAAAGAACGGUCAAGGAAGGAAAGGGGCGUAGAAAGCCGAGAAAACCUAUGGAUGAGUUCAGCGAUAUACUGGAUGAGCUGGCUUUGAUUGAUAUUAAGACUAGCAACGGAUGUUUUACAUGGUCUAAUAACAGAGAGGGAGCUAACCUUGUUAAAGAGAGACUGGAUAGGUUUCUUAUUUCAAAGGAUAUGAUCAAAAAGUUGCCUUUUAUUACUACCAAAGUGAUGCACCAGUCAAAGUUGGACUAUGAGGCGAAUUUGUUGAACACGAUUGGCUGUAAGCCGGGGGAGAAAAGGUGCGACUACAGAUCUUGCUUCAGGUAUGAUGCUUGUUGGGCUAAGGAGAAGGAAGCGAGGGAUAUUAUUACCCAUAUUUGGGCUGACAAGAACAGUGAUAUUCUGAAUAAGAUGGAUAAUACCCGCGAGGAACUUGAGCAGUACUGGGUGCAAAGGGCUCGCACUCAAUGGCUCAAAGAAGGCGAUCGUAAUACCCGUUAUUUUCAUGUGCGGGCUACAGGCCGUAAAAAGAAUAAUAGCAUUGAUAGGCUUAAGGACAUGCAAGGUGCGUGGCAUGAAGACAAGAAUGAGAUUUGUCACAUUGUUUGGAACUAUUUCCACGAUCUUUUUCGUACCUCUAUCGCACCAGAUGAGGAUAUCGACUUGAGCUUUAUGCCGAAGUGUAUUACCGAUGAUAUGAAUAGCUUUCUUAAUAGUGAGUUCACUGAUGAUGAGUUUAUAAGGGUUUUCAAGCAAAUGGAUCCUCGGAAGGCCUCGGGGAUUGAUGGGUUGUCCGGGAGCUUUUUCAAAGAGCAUUGGUCAGUGGUGGGUGGUGAUGUUUUAAGGAUGUGUCGGGAUGUUUUAAAAGGAAAUAAAAAUUUGGAUUACAUCAAUGAAACCCUGCUAGUCAUGAUUCUUAAGAUUAAGAAUCCCUGUGAGAUGACACACUUUCGCCUGAUAAGCUUGUGUAGGGUUAUCUAUAAGAUCAUCUCCAAAGCUUUGGCUAACCGGCUCAAGGUUGUGCUUCCCCAAUGUAUUAGCCAAAAUCAAAGUGCUUUCAUCCCUGGCAGGAUGAUCCACGACAACGUUCUUGUGGCUCAUGAGCUUAUGCACUACCUUCGGAGCUCUACAAAUGGCCCUAACAAGGGUUGUAUGAUCAAGCUCGAUAUGAUCAAAGCAUAUGACCGGGUGGAAUGGAGCUUCCUUGAGAAAGUGAUGAUAAGAAUGGGUUUUUCUAGAGAGAAUCAACAUGGGAAAGCCGAAGCUUUUAAGAGAAUUUUGCACAACUUCACAAGGAUGUCGGGCCAAAGCAUUAAUCUGGACAAAUCAAUGGUGUACUUUAGCCCCAACACCCCUACAUCUCAAUGUAUGUUGUUGGGGGACUUACUCAAAAUGAAAGUGGUCGAUAAAUUGGAUGGUUACCUUGGUCUUCCUAUCCCUGCUGGUAAAAAAAGAUCGAGCACUUUUCUGAACACACUGGAUCGUCUGGCGAGUAGAAUAAAUAGUUGGUCAAAGCGUCUUUUGUCAAAUGGUGGUAAGGAAGUCUUCAUUAAGUCAGUGAUCCAAGCAAUACCUACUUAUGCAUUUUCGGUCUUUAUGGCUCCGAAGGGGCUCCUUGAGGAGAUCUAA
Molecule: messenger RNA, 1998 nt
Organism: Gossypium arboreum
Lineage: Eukaryota; Viridiplantae; Streptophyta; Magnoliopsida; Malvales; Malvaceae
Exons: 4
Coding region: 1-1998 (665 amino acids)
Source: RefSeq, a predicted model, not a curated record